Trichoplusia ni (cabbage looper) is the source of this 1563-nucleotide messenger RNA. RefSeq lists its product as uncharacterized. The transcript is spliced from 6 exons. Gene Ontology annotation, biological process: regulation of DNA-templated transcription. The record is from RefSeq and is a predicted model, not a curated record. NCBI's taxonomy places the organism in Eukaryota, Metazoa, Arthropoda, Insecta, Lepidoptera, Noctuidae. The coding region runs from base 399 to 1535 and encodes 378 amino acids. Gene Ontology annotation, molecular function: sequence-specific DNA binding; DNA-binding transcription factor activity.
UUUUACAAAUUACUUAAUAGGCUCAAGAAGAAAGAAUGGCAAUAAUUAUUGAAAGGUAACUGGAAAAGGAGACCAAUAGGCGUGACUUCAAUUAAAAAAUUGUACUCAUUGUUUAAUAGGAGAGGUGUAUGAUCACUCUUGUUGGAUAUUGACGCGAUACUAAACUAAACUAUGUCCAAAAUCAAAGUAGUUGCAAAGAAGCACCAGCAAGAAGGAUGGAUAUUUUUUCAUUUAUUUUACACUUUACAUGGUUUUUAGUUAUCUGUGGUCAAUUGUUCGAAAUGACAGCAUUUGAAUUUCAUGUGUCAUAAAUGAUGACAUAGCAGCUUCAGCUUGCUUAAUUUAAAAAUUUGGCGCCAUUAAUUGUUGACAAAGAAUAUUAUUUCCCAAUUACUGGAAUGAUAAAAUUAAAUUUAACAAAUAUGCAGGAUGACAAAAAUGCUAUUUUUCAAAUGCGUUUUCCUCAAAAACUGUGGUAUUUGCUAAAUUUAAGGACUGAUGCCAUUUUGUGGGGUGGUACUGGAAGAACUAUCUUGUUGAAUUAUCGCAUUCUGCACAAUUAUUUGCAAUGCGAUCACUCUAUUUUUAAAACAACAAAUAUCUCAAGUUUUGUGCGACAACUUAACUUGUAUGGAUUUCGGAAAGUAACUUCGCAUUUGCAAGAUCCGCUUUGUAAUUCCAGUAACCCAUACAUGCAUGAAUAUGUACACGACUACUUCCAGUAUGGUCGGCCAGAAUUGCUCAAUAAAAUUACGCGCAAGGCACUAGCUAUGAAAAGAAACUUUAAGCCUAAGAAUCUAUACAGCAAUGUUGAACAACUACUAUACUUGACGCCACUGCAGAAAGCACGACGCGCGUUACGUAUGGCUCUGAAGAAAGCUGCACAAGACUUAUUUGUGCAAAAUUCACCAAAGCACUUUUGCAAUCUUAAGUUUGAAUGUGAUGAUUCUCAAGAUGACUAUUGUGAAGAUGAAGAAAACAUUGAGUUUGAUUGGUUGAUUCCCAAUGAUAACGCAAAUCCAGAGAAAGUCCUUCCUGAAGCAGCCAAUAUUCAAGUUCCUCAGAAUGAUGCCACCAUACCAGAGGAAACAGAUACUUCAUUUAGAGAUGCAUCUCAAGAUAGUUUGAUGCACUUCACUGAUGAAUCCUGUCAACAGAAUGGUGAUAAUUUCCCAGUACAAUUUCUAAGCAUGCCAGAACUUGACCCUGAACCUUCUGAAGGAAAUUCUGGAGUAGAAUUGUUGGCUGAGUUUAACAUUGUUAAUGACACUGACCAAGGCAUAGCAAGAAAGAUUGGUGAUAAGGAAAUUGAUCACAAUUCUUUGAAUUGUGUUUUACCUUCAAUCAGUAAUGAUCAAAUUGAUGAUGUUUCUAUGGCUGAGAAAAACAAUGAAAACUCUGACCAUUACCAUGGUGAGUGGGACCAAAUGUUUAAUGAUAUUAUGACUAACAGAGGAUCCAAUCAAGAGUGUGGAUCUGACUUGAAGGAACUCUAUUCUCAGAUAUCUAAGACAAUUGAUUUACUGAACUCUUAAGUUAAUAUUAUAUAAUUAGUUAAGUAAA